Messenger RNA from Glarea lozoyensis ATCC 20868, 861 nucleotides. RefSeq lists its product as uncharacterized. The transcript has a single exon. Lineage: Eukaryota; Fungi; Ascomycota; Leotiomycetes; Helotiales; Helotiaceae. The coding region runs from base 1 to 861 and encodes 286 amino acids. The record is from RefSeq and is a predicted model, not a curated record.
AUGGAAAAUUCAACUAUGGAAAACCAAACAAGUUCGUCUGAGCUAACGAUCGAAGAACGCAUCGACGAUGCUUAUGACGCUUUAUUUGCUCUCUCCGACAUUACUGAUGCUAAAGAUUUUGAAAGCGACGAGUUGGUCGGCUCGGGAUCAGAUGAAAGUUGGGAAGAUAUUCAAGUUCCAAGUCCUGUGCACUCUGUCAGAAAAGAACAUAAGAGUGGCGAACCAUCUUACAAAGCCAUAAAACAAGCUUUGAUUCAAGCACGGGCUGAGUUGGAGGAACAUAAGAGAGGGGAGAAAAAGCGCGAUGAGACGUUAAUGGAAAUCAGGGGUUACUAUGCGAUUAUAAAAGCGAGAUAUCUGGCUCUGGAGCAGGAAAAGGAAGAUAGUCAAAACGCCCAACUCACUCCGCUAUCAACACCCAACGAUGAAGAAAACAUGAUCGAGACCCUGCAGAAGAAAUUAGUCGAGCAAAACGGGAAACUAAUUGUCGCCGAAUCAAAUGCUCGAUGUGAGGCAAGGGAGGCAAAACGUCAGGCCAAAGUGAACGCGAAGCGUUGGGAUAAUGCUUCCAAGCAAUAUCAAGCUCUUGCAGCAGAAAACGUGGCUUUGCAGCUGGCCAAUUCGAUCCAGAAAGAUACCGUUUCGGAGUUGCAGAAGAAAUUGCAAGAUCUCACUCCAACAACGCCUACCAAAAUCCAAGUCGCUUCUCCUGCUUCGGAGGACGAAACCGAGAGCUUUUCAAUGCCUCCGAUCAUUUCAAUUUGUCAAAUGUGCCAACAAGAGCUUCUCUCCUUGGGGGACAAUAUGAUCGACUACGUGCGUAACGAGCUCGACAAUGCUCUGCUCCUUCCAAUUUGCUGA